Molecule: messenger RNA, 2122 nt
Organism: Hemicordylus capensis (graceful crag lizard)
Lineage: Eukaryota; Metazoa; Chordata; Lepidosauria; Squamata; Cordylidae
Gene: MIS18A
Product: MIS18 kinetochore protein A
Exons: 5
Coding region: 178-738 (186 amino acids)
Biological process (GO): chromosome segregation; CENP-A containing chromatin assembly
Cellular component (GO): nucleus; chromosome, centromeric region; chromatin
Source: RefSeq, a predicted model, not a curated record
GGGGCGCAGGCGCACUGGCACUCCAAGCGCCGCCGCUGCCACCCUGCUCUUCUCCUUGGGAAAGGGAAAAGAGAAAGGAGGACUCGGCCAGUGUGUGCUAGCUAGAGCGACGCCGCGUUGCUGCUAUUGUUUCCGGCAUUGGAGGGGCGGGGCGCCGCGCGGGCAGCUUGAAAGAGAAUGGCGGCGCUCCCGCUGGAAGAGACUUUGGUGUCGAUGGUAGUGUCCCCCAGUAGUCUGGGGACCGGGGACCAGGAAGGCCCUGGAGCGGAAGACGCACCCAUGGUGUUCCUAUGCACUGGGUGCAAGCGCCCGGUGGGGGACACACUCAGCUGGGAGACCAAUGACGAGGACACCAACUGCAUCCUGUUGAGAAGUGUUACUCACAGUGUCUCUGUUGACAAGGAGCAAAAGCUUUCAACCCGAGCAGAUGAAUAUGGCUGCAUGCUUCAAGCCUUGUUUUGCUCUGGAUGCAACAUGGCACUGGGAAGCAUCUACAGAUGCACCCCAAGACACCUUGACUUUAAACGAGAUUUAUUUUGUUUAAACGUUGACUCCCUUGAAAGUUAUACCCUAGGGUCUUCUGAACAAAAAGCUGAAAUUGAUGAGGAGCCUCUCACUCUUGAAAGUCAAGCUGGUUUAGAAGAGUCACUAGUAAGGGCAGAAACAAUACUGAAAGCAUUGGAACAACGGUUAUCUGUAGUUGAAUCGAGUUUUGCAUCUCUUCACAACAUUGGCUGAAAACAAUGAUGAGUAUUACUAAUGUGAACAUUGGUACAUAAGCUUGCUAUUAUUGGCUCUUGGGAAUUUGUUGAAUCCCUGCAAGAGUUUUUCAGCAUAGAACAUUGCUCAGACUCCUGAAAGAUGAAAAGGCAAACUGCUGAGGAAGAACACUUUUGAGAAGUCGAAGCAUUCUUUGCAAAGUUUACACAAAAGAAAUGUUUCCUUUUAAUUUAUCUUUAAUUAUCGAGUUCUCUGAAUUACUGAAAUGUAAAUCAUCUUGUUGAUAUUAUCUCCUACUGUUUUGCUUUAUAUAGUUACUGAUGAUGUUCUGGCAGACUUAGUGGAGAAUAUGGCUAAUCUUGUUUCUUCUGAAGAAGAUGGCAUAGGGGAACAGUUGGCUGCCUGUUGGAGCCAUGACAUAGCUAUUUAGUCUUCUGCCAGCUGGAGAUACUGGUUGACACACUGCACAAGGAUAGUCAGCCCACUAAUGUUGUGUAUAUGCAAGUGGUGCAAAGGCAAAACUGCAAAAAUGAUGUUACACAAGAAUAAGCCUACUGGAAAUAAUGGGCUUGCUCUUGUGUAACAUUUGCACAAUUGUUUGUGCAACUUGCAUCCACACAACAUUACUGAGCUGUAGGGUGCUUACCUAUUCUCUGCCACCCCUUCCUCCUGAGGUGGCACUGGUCCCAAAAGGCAUUUUGCACUGUCAGCACACACAUGGCGUCUGCACCAUUUGUAUGAUCAGCAACACCAUGCUGACCAUGCAAAUGGCGCCCAUGCAUGAGCAUAUGCCAUGUGUGUGUUGACGGCAUGCAGGGCUUUUUGGGACCAGCGCCUCACCAGCAGGAAGCUAGAAGGAGUGGCAGAGAGCAGGUAAGCACCGGCUCUCCUUUUUCUUGAAGUCCCCUUUUGAAUUUCCUUCAAAGUGCUCGAACCGUUCUUUGAACUGCGGUUCAGGCACAUCCCUGCCGGGCUGAUGUAUACCUUUUGUGUGGUAUAUCAGCCACUGAUCUAAUUUGCAAAGUAUCCACUGGGCCUCAAUUUCUGCAGUUUUACUAGCUUGUAUAGAAUUUAUUUAAAUCGUCUAAAUGGUUAAUUUUUAUAUCCUCGGCCUAUAGCAUGAGAGAUGCAACAUUAAGGUAUACAUCUUCCCAUUGAUGCUAGUUGUGAGAAAUUCUGGACUUUAAAAAAAAAAAAAGUAAUACUUUGACAGCGUUCAAUAUUUUUGAAAAUAAAGUACCAAGAAAAAAAGCAGCCUUUGAACUCAGUUUUGUAAAUGCAUUAUGUACAAGUUAUUACCAAGUAUUGUCUUUUGAUAUCUUAAAUUGUAAUUUUGAACAAGAUAUUUGAAUAAAUGUAAAUAGAGAUGUAAAUAUUUCAAUAAAUCUGAAGCAAAUCGGCA